This is a messenger RNA of Lepus europaeus (European hare), 2846 nucleotides long. RefSeq names its product activin A receptor like type 1 (gene ACVRL1). Gene Ontology annotation, biological process: angiogenesis; protein phosphorylation; cellular response to growth factor stimulus. Gene Ontology annotation, cellular component: BMP receptor complex; plasma membrane. The record is from RefSeq and is a predicted model, not a curated record. The transcript is spliced from 11 exons. Lineage: Eukaryota; Metazoa; Chordata; Mammalia; Lagomorpha; Leporidae. Gene Ontology annotation, molecular function: transforming growth factor beta receptor activity, type I; SMAD binding; ATP binding. Bases 437 to 1948 code for a protein of 503 amino acids.
GCGGGCCCUGCAGCCCCGCAAGGGGCCAGCGGGCGGCCUGGCGGCGAGCUGGGCAAUAGGAAACGGUUUAUUAGGAGGGAGUGGUGGAGCCGGGCCAGGCAGGAAGACGCUGGAAUAAGAAACAUUUUUGCUCCAGCCCCCUUCCCAGUCCUGGGAGGCCGCCGCGCCAGCCGCGCCGAGCAGAGCCCGAACCGAUCCCAGCCCCGUCCGGGGCGGCGCCCAGACCCCGGCCGCAGUCCCGUUCUCGUCGUCGCGCGUCCGCGGCCGCCGUCCGGGAGGGGACGCGGUCCGCUGCGCCCCGCAGGCCCAGAGGGGGGGCGUUUUUAAAAUGCAGGUUUCCUGCCAGUCCCAGAAUCUGGAGUGAGAGCGAGACUGGAGAGCGUGCGUUUCCCACCAAGCACCGCAGGGGAUUCUGCUUCCAAGUAAAGGAGCGACCAUGGCCUUGAACCCCCCCAGGAGCGGUUUUCUGAUGCUGCUGAUGACCUUGGGCCUCACCCAGGGUGACCCUGGGCGGCCCUUGCGAGGCCCGCUGCUGACCUGCACGUGUGAGAACCCCCACUGCAGAGGGCCCACGUGCCAGGGGGCCUGGUGCACAGUCGUGCUGGUACGGGAGGAGGGCAGACGCCCCCAGGAGCACCGCGGCUGUGGGAGCCUGCACCCGGAGCUCUGCAGGGGGCGCCCCACCGACUUCGUCAGCCACUACUGCUGCUACAGCCCCCACUGCAACCACAACGUGUCCCUGGUGCUUGAGGCCACCCAAACCCCUCCGGAGCACCCAGCCGAUGGCCAGUUGCCUCUGAUCCUGGGCCCCGUGAUGGCCUUGCUGGUCCUGCUGGCUCUGGGCGCCCUGGGCCUGUGGCGCAUGCGGCGGAGGCAGGAGAAGCAGCGGGGUCUGUACAGCGACCUGGGCGAGUCCAGCCUCAUCCUGAAGACAUCCGAGCAAGGGGACAGCAUGCUGGGGGACCUUGUGGACAGCAAUUGCACCACGGGCAGUGGCUCGGGGCUCCCCUUCCUGGUGCAGAGGACAGUGGCACGGCAGGUGGCCCUGGUGGAGUGUGUGGGGAAGGGCCGCUACGGAGAGGUGUGGCGGGGCUUGUGGCACGGUGAGAGUGUGGCCGUGAAGAUCUUCUCCUCGAGGGACGAGCAGUCCUGGUUCCGGGAGACAGAGAUCUACAACACGGUGCUGCUGAGACACGACAACAUCCUAGGCUUCAUCGCCUCGGACAUGACCUCCCGCAACUCGAGCACGCAGCUGUGGCUCAUCACACACUACCACGAGCACGGCUCGCUCUACGACUUCCUACAGAGACAGACGCUGGAGCCCCAGCUGGCCCUGAGGCUGGCGGUGUCCGCGGCCUGCGGCCUGGCGCACCUACACGUGGAGAUCUUCGGCACACAGGGCAAACCGGCCAUCGCCCACCGCGACCUCAAGAGCCGCAAUGUGUUGGUUAAGAGCAACUUGCAGUGCUGCAUCGCGGACCUGGGUCUGGCUGUGAUGCACUCCCAGGGUAGCGAUUACCUGGACAUCGGCCACAAUCCCAGGGUGGGCACCAAGCGGUACAUGGCGCCGGAGGUGCUGGAGGAGAAGAUACGCACCGACUGCUUCGAGUCCUACAAGUGGACGGACGUCUGGGCCUUUGGCUUGGUGCUGUGGGAGAUCGCCCGGCGGACCAUUGUCAAUGGCAUCGUGGAGGACUACCGGCCGCCAUUCUACGACGUGGUGCCCAAUGACCCCAGCUUCGAGGACAUGAAGAAGGUGGUGUGUGUGGACCAGCAGACUCCCACCAUCCCCAACCGCCUGGCUGCAGACCCGGUGCUGUCAGGAGUGGUACAGAUGAUGCGAGAGUGCUGGUACCCCAACCCCUCGGCCCGCCUCACCGCGCUGCGCAUCAAGAAAACCCUGCAGAAGCUCAGCAACAGCCUGGAGAAGCCGAAAGCGAUCCACUAGACUCGGGGCGGGCGCCGUCUCCCCUCUGCCUGCAGGCGUGGGGCCGGGAGGCCGUGGAUGGUGGCCCGACCGGCUGGGUACAGGUGGCGUUGAAAGUGAGAGCUGGCGAGGGGCUCCCCCCUCUGUGGGGCAGCUGCGCCCCGCCCAGCUCGGGCCCCCAGCCCAUCCAGCCAAAAUUACAGCCGGGCUGAAAUCCGAUGCCCCGCCGUCUGGCCUGCUCUAAGCAGCCAGCUCCCUGACGCCAGGCAAUGACGCCAGGCUCUCUUCCCACCCCUGUGCCAGUGGGGGGUACCCCCAUCCCUCCCAAAGGACCGGAGCCAGGCGGCCAGGCCUGCACUUGUGGACCCCCUGCCUUUCCCACCCCAGGCACCACGGUGGCACAGGGGCCCUGUCCAGCUCUCUGCAGACACACGCCCCUGCCAGAGCCCAGACUCUGGCACAAGCCCCAGAUACCCAGAGCCCGUGGGUUUGUCUCCGUGGGUUUUGAGCCCAGCUCCUGGCUCUCUGUCUCCCAGAUAAGACCCUGGCUAGGCGAGAAUGCCAGCUCUCCCAGGCAGCCGGGGCCAGCGCCCUACCCCUCCCACUCCCCACCACCCCAUCCAUGGUGACUUCUUAGGGCAUUCAAAACCCCAGGGGUCCUGCUGAGGCAGUGGGAGGGCCAGUGGACAGGCAUGGGUCAGAGGAGGGAGGCCCACAGCACCUGCAGGGGAACCAAGAGGACACCAGGGCCCACCCUGGCGGAGAGGCUGAGCUGGGAGUCCGGGGCCCAGGUCUCAUCCUGGCCGCUUGCUCCACUGAUUUUCUUUGAAAUGUCAGUCUGUGUCUGAGUGGACGGUCAUCAGUGUCAUGUGCACCUUAGGCCCCAGUUCCUGGCUGUUGGACCUCAAGACAAGGGGGG